AUGGUUCAAACUAGAUCUCAACUGAAACGCCAGUUACAGUGUGGAACUGCUAAUUAUGCUGAUGACUCGAAAAACACUACAGAUUUAAUCGAUAAGAAGCUAAAUGAAACUAAAAAUAACACAAACUUUGAAAAAAAACAUUUGGAACAUUCGUCUGAAUCUGGUGAAUCUUUUGUUUCAGAAUCUCGAAAUUCUGAAAGUGCAUUAGAUUAUUCGCCGGAAAGUGAAUCAUCAUCAGAAACCGAAUUAUUACCAGAAACUGAAUCAAAAUUUACUGAGCAUUUGUUUAAGAAACCUGAGUCCCCCAGUUCACUAGAAGCUAGCUCACCUGACACACCAUUUGGCCCAUACCCACUUGACCUAGAACCUUUAGAAUCAGUAUUUAAGAAAUCAGCAAGACAACCCACAUACCCAUCAGAAUCGGGCUUAAAUAACUUCAAUAAAAAAUUCAAUGGGAAUAUAUUUCACCGUGACUACGAAUCUUCUGAAUCUAACAAUCAAACAGAAUCGAGUCUCUUGCUCAGUGAUUCCUCUGACUAUAGGAGGCAAAGGGCCAGAAGAUUUUAUAGGGAAUAUUAA
This is a messenger RNA of Babesia microti strain RI, 579 nucleotides long. RefSeq lists its product as hypothetical. The transcript is spliced from 3 exons. Bases 1 to 579 code for a protein of 192 amino acids. NCBI's taxonomy places the organism in Eukaryota, Apicomplexa, Aconoidasida, Piroplasmida, Babesiidae. The record is from RefSeq and is a predicted model, not a curated record.